AUGGCUCAUAUUGUGAUUGCGUACGAUGGCUUGUGGACAAUUCAAGCAUUGGAAGUCGAAAAUGCAGGCACAUCCAUGGACUGGCCAGCGGAAGACGGCGGCUGA
Molecule: messenger RNA, 105 nt
Organism: Parastagonospora nodorum SN15
Lineage: Eukaryota; Fungi; Ascomycota; Dothideomycetes; Pleosporales; Phaeosphaeriaceae
Exons: 2
Coding region: 1-105 (34 amino acids)
Source: RefSeq, a predicted model, not a curated record